Molecule: messenger RNA, 2335 nt
Organism: Centruroides sculpturatus (bark scorpion)
Lineage: Eukaryota; Metazoa; Arthropoda; Arachnida; Scorpiones; Buthidae
Product: DNA primase large subunit-like
Exons: 6
Coding region: 168-1610 (480 amino acids)
Biological process (GO): DNA replication, synthesis of primer
Cellular component (GO): alpha DNA polymerase:primase complex
Source: RefSeq, a predicted model, not a curated record
GCGCCUUACAUGAAAUAACCACCUGUGAAUUCGAUAUUUUUAUUAAUUAAUAAACUGAUUAUUGUUAAUUUAGAAGAGAAAUGGUGACGUCUUUCAGAAAAAUUAAAUAAUAUUACACUUAGAAAACGAUAACCACAAAAUAUGAGUUAUGAAUAUAAAUAACAUUUAUGGCAUUUUAUAUAAAACCACCGAAAGGUGUGAUUUCUCAAAGAAAAUUGCGUUUAUAUGCAGAGAAACGACUUAAAUUUUUAAUCGACUUACACAGGUACAAAGAUGACGAAGAGUCUUUGAUUCGACUCAUUGAAAACAUUUCAACUGUCAGUCAGUCAGAAUGCCUAAUUGAUGGGACAGUAUCGGAUCGCAUAUCGCAUUUUAUUCUUAGAUCAGUAUUCUGUGAACAUUCUUCAAAAAUAGAUUGGUUUCUAGAUGCUGAGUGUAUACUCUUUAAAUUACGAUUGGAAAGACAAAGUCAAUCUGAUGCAAUUCGAUUUUUAAAUCAAACUGAAUUUCAUGUAAAAGAAAUAAUUAAGUCACCUAAGUUGUCAACUUCUCACUUAGAAGUUUUACAAACUUUACAAUCUGUUUGCAAUUUAAUGAAAAAGAAAGUUGUUCCUUCCAUUAUAAAAGUUCCUUUUCAACACGCUUUAGAAUAUGUACAGCAAAGAGAAUUCCCACUUGAGAAAGGAAAGAUAUUAUUUCCAAUUGAAAGAAUUGAUGAUUUAUUAUCAUCUUUACAUAGAUUAACCUUAUUUGAAGGAUUAUACCAUAUGAGAAAUUUAUCAAUGAUAAUUAGUGAUGUGAGAAUAAAAGAUAUUGAAAAAUACUUAACUCAAUUUAUUUAUGAUGAAAUUUAUGAAGAAAACACUAAUCAUCUUAAAGCUUGUGAAGUUGAAAAUGUUAGUUAUUUCUUUCCUCCGUGUAUGAGUCAUUUAUAUAACAUUUUAAGAACUCGUCAUAGAUUGCAGCAUCAUUCUAGAAUCCAAUUAACACUGUUUUUGAAAGAUAUUGGUCUGCCAAUUAAUGAAGCAUUGUUAUUUUGGAAAAAAGAAUAUUCAAUGCCUGUAACUGAAAAUUCUAAAUGCUCACAUUCAUGGUCAAAGGAAAGUCAGCGUUAUACCUAUAAUAUUCGUCAUCUUUAUGGUCAAGAAGGUUCAAAUAAAACAUACACAAGUCAUUUAUGUAAAACUUUACAAGAAGAUAUAUUAAAACCAAUUGAUGUGGGAGGCUGUCCUUUUGCUCAACAUGAUGUAAAUAAUAUCAAUAAAAUUAUGCAAGAAAAUAAUAUACAAGAACCAUAUAUAAAUAUUAUUUUAGAAUACAAUCAACAAAAAAGAUACAGUGAUGCCUGUUUACAACAUUUUAUGGCACAGUAUACAUUUAUGAAACAAAGAAAUGAUGAUGUAUAUUUAUCAUCUUUUAAUUACAUUGCAAAAAAUUCAAAAGAUAGAAAUGAAGAUUUUCAAGUGAAUAUUAAUGAUAAUGAAAUAAAAUGUAAAAAAAUGCACAAAAUGAAUUGUAAUUGCUCAGUUUCAAAAAUUGAGAUUUCUAAACCAGCUGAUUAUUUUAAAUCAUUUCAAAUGUUAUUAAAUGGUUUAAAAAACAGUAAAUAAAAUUGUUGUUAUUACUUGUAUUCAUAUGUUAAUGAUUUUCAGAUAUAAUUAUUCCAACUGAUCUGUUUAUCAGAAGUUUCAUGUUAUCCAAGGUAAAUUGUGGAUGAGUAUACUUUGUCAACAAAGAUAAAGGAACAUAGUACAGAACAGUUCAUUUCACAAAUACUUGGCCAAGUGACAUAUGAUACUAUAAGAAAAUAUCAAAAAUUUUAAAAAGAACUUACUGUUGUGACUUCACACAACAACACAUUUUAAAAAUUUUUAUUGUAUAAUUUAGAAAUUAUGUUCAGUAAGUGGGUUUAAUAUAAAAUUAGUGUAUUGUAUCUGUGCAAAUUCAGUGUAAUAAUUUACUAAACAUCUAUUAUCCAAGUUGUUAAUCAUCUGUGGUACUCUCAGUCUACUUUACUAGAUAAUUAAGACUCUACUGUAAUUAAAUGCUUUCAUAAUAUUUCAUAAAAGAUUUUAAAGUAUUUAAAAAUUGAUAUCUGUUUUUAAAAUUCUUUAUUUAAACCUUCAUGCUCACUAUUUCUUGUAUUUUCUAAUCAACUACUCAAAACUGGAUAUACUUAAUAAACCAAGUGAAUGAAAUUAUUUCCAGCACAAAUUUAUAACAAAGCAGACAUUUUUGACAGCAUCUUCAAGCUAACUGACCUUCACAGCUAUUAAAACAAGAUAGUUGUCCACAUGUUAAGAGGAGUGACAUAGGGAAGAAAGGAGAGGGAGAG